AUGGGGCCAGACGAUCGAAUAUGUAAUCACUCUCUCGCUGUAACACAACACGUGUUGUCCGGGAAUCCCACCACAUCCGCGGUUAUGUUUGCCACCGGAGUUAUAGGCAACUUGUCAGCUUUGGUGUUCUUGGCGAUGCGGUGUAACAAGCAACGUCUGUCUCUGUUCUACGUACUGGUAACAGCGCUUCUCAUGAAGGAUUUACUGGGGACCCUGGCAGUCAGUCCUCUCGUGUUGACUUCUUAUGCAACGAAUACGACGUUGACGGGAAUGAAGAAUGGCAAAGAACUGUGCAAAUAUUUCGGAUUCAGUAUGACAUUUUUGAGCCUUGCUACUUUGGCCACGGUGUGCGCCAUGGCGCAGGAGCGAUACCUCGCCAUUGGUCAUCCCUACUUUCACGAGCGGCAUUUAAACAACCGCUGUGGGUACAUCACCAUUCCUGUUAUAUAUCUGGGCUGCAUUAUUUUUUGCGUGACACCUUUCGUGGGCUUUGGUUCCUACGUACAGUAUUGUCCGGGGACGUGGUGCUUCCUUGACAUGAACCCAAAAGAUCUUAGGGGUAAAGUAUACGCUGGCCUUUACGCCACUUUUACCCUCGUUAUGAUUUCGGGCACUGUACUUUGUAAUGUAAGUGUCAUUUGCCACCUCGUUAAGAUGCGCCAGAGGCGCAGAGCGCGGGCGCAGGGAUCCAGACAGAAGAGCUACCAGCGGUCGCUGUCUCUGACCGAGGAAGUGGAACAUCUGCUGCUGUUGAGUUUCAUCACUGUGGUUUUUUGCAUAUGCUCAUUCCCUUUAGUGCUCAGAGUGUAUUUCAACUUAACAACCAGAGCGGAGGAGAAACACUACACUGAUCUAGCUGCUCUACGUAUGCUGUCAUUCAACUCCAUCAUCGAUCCUUGGGUCUUCAUCAUAUUUAAUCCUUCAGUGAUGCGGUUCUUCUGGAGGAAACUACGAAGACCCAGAACCCCUCAGGUCUCCACGAUAAAGGCGCGCCCUAUUCAGCCCAAGCUGGUCGACUCGAGCUUCUCAACCAUGGAGACAACAAGCAUGAACAUGGACCGGUGUCAUGACCCUUGAGCAGGAUUAUCAGUGGGAUCCUCUGACUAGCUAGCUAGCUGACAAACCAAACAGGAAGUCAUCCACCUUAGUUCUGCUAUAGCAGUCAAAAAGGGAAUUGUAUAGAGGAAGUAACCCUUUACAUGAUGUAAGAUAAUCUUGCAAUCAUGAACUGGGAGUCAGGUGGCUGAGUGGAUAGAUCAUCGGGCUAGUAAUCUGAAGGUUGCCAGUUCGAUUCCCGGCCGGUGCACAUGACGUUGUGUCCUUGGGCAAGGCACUUCACCCUACUUGCCUCGGGGGGACUGUCCCUGUACUUACUGUAAGUCGCUCUGGAUAAGAGCGUCUGCUAAAUGACUAAAUGUAAAUGAACUGGCAAUGUAAAAUAUAUUUAACAACGGGUGUAGCUUUUGGAGCUGUUGACCAACUGAUAUCAUCUUAAAAUUAUUUAGUUCUCUAAUUAAUUGAGCAUGUGCUAUUCUCCCAGAUCCCAAAGUUGACAUUCAAAAAUGGUUCCCAAAUCAAAAUAAUUGUUUACUCAAGCUACCAUGGCUGUUAGCAGAUAAAUCUGUGAGAAUUGUUACUGUCUAAAAUUGUGUAAGAGCUCUGGUUUCCCAAAAGCCCCAACCUGUGGCUUGAAGGUCAUUUCUCCAAUGUCUUUAUUCCGCUCAAAUGGCAUUAGACCUUUAUGUAGUGUUUUGUUACUUCCAGUCUGACAAAUGAAUACCAGACGUUGAGUUUGCCAUAUCCUUCUUGCAUUGUCCUGCCAUCUUGGCAUGUUUAACUUUGAAUAGGUUAGGAAACAGCUGUUAUUGUAAAAGGUCUUUAUAGGACUGUUUUUUGUAUUACUCGGAAACCUCUGACCCACUGGGAAAGAGAUCUUAAACAGUUAUUUAUCAAGAUGGAACCGCCAGUAGCCCGACAGCAGUUCACACAGGUUUCCCUGGAGCAUCACAAGCAUACACGUCUGUGUCGUGUGAACAGCUCACAUGCUAACAUGCAGUAUGUCCCAACUGGAAAUAAUUCACAGCCAUUGCACUUGUUAGUGUCUUGUGCUGCCCAACAUUAACAAACAUUAACGAGGAUUAAUAAAAAAACAGUGGACUGUGAACAGUCCAGUAAAAUCAGCAUCAUCUGACAUUGCGUGUGCAGGUUUCUCAGAGCUGGGUUGGGCUAAAUUUGCGGUUUGACACAUUCAUAUCGCACCACCUCCCUUCAAAGCCACUGCAGGGGCAG
Osmerus eperlanus (European smelt) is the source of this 2289-nucleotide messenger RNA. Its product is annotated as prostaglandin E2 receptor EP2 subtype-like. Bases 1 to 1077 code for a protein of 358 amino acids. The transcript has 2 exons. Gene Ontology annotation, molecular function: prostaglandin E receptor activity. Gene Ontology annotation, biological process: inflammatory response; cellular response to prostaglandin E stimulus; adenylate cyclase-activating G protein-coupled receptor signaling pathway. Gene Ontology annotation, cellular component: plasma membrane. Lineage: Eukaryota; Metazoa; Chordata; Actinopteri; Osmeriformes; Osmeridae. The record is from RefSeq and is a predicted model, not a curated record.